This is a messenger RNA of Arabidopsis lyrata subsp. lyrata, 1152 nucleotides long. RefSeq names its product NAC domain-containing protein 35. The transcript has 3 exons. Gene Ontology annotation, biological process: regulation of DNA-templated transcription. The record is from RefSeq and is a predicted model, not a curated record. NCBI's taxonomy places the organism in Eukaryota, Viridiplantae, Streptophyta, Magnoliopsida, Brassicales, Brassicaceae. The coding region runs from base 105 to 941 and encodes 278 amino acids. Gene Ontology annotation, molecular function: DNA binding.
GCAUAGCUUCACCUAAGUGAUAACCACCAACAACCUUUUCACUAACACAGCUUUUAAAAGAACCAAAUCUUGAUAAGUGUUUUUUUUUAGGGACAGUGAGAGAUAUGGGAAAAGAGAUUGAGCUCCCAGGUUUUAGGUUCCACCCAACCGAGGAAGAACUUCUUGAUUUCUACCUCAAGAACAUGGUUUACGGGAAAAGAUCGAGUGUUGAAGUCAUUGGUUUCCUCAACAUCUAUCGUCAUGAUCCAUGGGACUUACCUGGUUUAUCGAGAAUCGGGGAGAGGGAGUGGUACUUCUUUGUGCCAAGGGAAAGGAAGCAUGGGAAUGGUGGGAGGCCGAGCAGGACAACUGAAAAAGGAUAUUGGAAAGCAACGGGAUCGGAUCGUAAAAUCAUAAGCUUGUCUGAGCCAAAACGUGUGAUAGGGCUCAAGAAGACGCUUGUGUUCUAUAGAGGAAGAGCACCAGGAGGAAGCAAGACUGAUUGGGUGAUGAACGAGUUUCGGAUGCCCGAUAAUUGCUCCUUACCAAAGGAUGUUGUCCUGUGUAAGAUAUAUAGAAAGGCAACUUCAUUGAAAGUAUUGGAGCAAAGAGCAGAGAUGGAAGCUAAGAUGAAUCAAACAUGUCCAAACUCUCCUCUCUCGUCUUCCGAGACAAUCUCAUUCGUUGGAAAAGAAGAAAACAUGAUGACUUCUUUCCGUGUUCCUCAAGUGAUAGCCAUGGAAGAUGCAAACAAGAUCCUAACACUCCAAGAAAACGCGAAAACCGAAGAGAAACAAAGAGAAACAGAGACCAAAGAACCUUCUUCAUCACUGAAGCUACCGUUUGGAAGCUUACCAGAGCUACAAUUACCAAAAGCAGGAGGUGAAUGGGGAGACCAAUUGUUGAGUAUAAGCCCAUGGCUACAGAAUCUUACACCAAUAGUUAACCUAUUAAAUUGGUAGGAUAUGUAAAGAACAAAUACAUUAACCUAUUCUUACUCUUAAGAAAAAACAGAGCUUGUACCAAAUAGUAUUUACUCAACUUAUAUGUAUCUUUUGUAAGUUUGUAACAUAAUAAGAAAUUACAUGUAACACUGUUUAUAGUCAUAUUUGACUACACCAUUGUAAAAAAAAAAACUAAACUUUGAAUCAAGUGGACGAUCAUUUCUCUCAA